This is a messenger RNA of Pollicipes pollicipes, 1710 nucleotides long. Its product is annotated as glycine receptor subunit alpha-1. Lineage: Eukaryota; Metazoa; Arthropoda; Thecostraca; Pollicipedomorpha; Pollicipedidae. Gene Ontology annotation, biological process: monoatomic ion transmembrane transport. Gene Ontology annotation, molecular function: monoatomic ion channel activity; transmembrane signaling receptor activity. Gene Ontology annotation, cellular component: membrane. The record is from RefSeq and is a predicted model, not a curated record. The transcript is spliced from 2 exons. Bases 250 to 1242 code for a protein of 330 amino acids.
CUCUGAUUAGCCACAAUAUUGACCAAAGUACCGUUUCCAGCCCAGUGUUAAGAUGCACAUGCGUUAGGCCGUUGUAAGCGUGGCUGUAGUAGUUGCGAGUGAUAUAAAACAUAUUUCUAACCUUCGCAAAUGGCACCCAAAAGACUAAAAGCAUGUACUAGUUAAUCGACCCGCGAAGCCGAUUCCCAAGCAUCAGCUUGUGUACUCAGGGAAGCAACCCAUCGGCCAGCUUGCCAGUCGUGGAGCGCCAUGGGCUACACAAUGUCAAGAGAAGCGUUCCUCAGUUACCAGGGUCUGUUCGAUGUCAAGAUAUGUGAAGAUUCCCGAUCGCCGGUGCGCAAGUCAAGACUAGGAAACCAUCCUCAGAAGACGCUGCUCCUGAUACUAGAGCGCAAUUACAUGGCGUACGUGGUUCAGGUGUUCUUACCGAGCAUCUUUUUUGUUCUCAUUGCUUGGCUGAGCAUCCUGAUCCCGCCCACGAUGCUGCGCACCCGCCUCCUGCUGAACAGCACCAACCUGCUGACUAUACUCUCCAUGUUCUUGGCCGUAUCCAAGACGGAAUCGGCCAGCAUACCCAAGGUCAGCUACCUCACCGCACUCAACCUGUGGAUGUUCGUCUGCGUAAGCUUCACCUUCACCUCCGUCCUGCUCGUGAUCUUCGACAUCCGGCUGAUUUCCCUGCUCACGAACAGCGUCGGUAAGCUGCAGCCGAUUAAGAGGGUGCUGCUGGACGUCUACCAGCAGUCGUCCGGCGGCAAAGGGCGCCGCGGCACCGAGUUCGCCGCCGAGCUGGACUACCUGGCGCAUCUGCACCAGGCGGCCAUCGAGGCCUCCGCCUCGGCGCGCGGCUCGGGCUCCUGGAGCGAGGACGGCUCGGACAAGCCGGAAGCCGCGCAGGACGACGACGGCGACCUGUUCGAGGACGCGUCCGGCGUCACGCCCGUGCCCAGCUUCGAAGCGCCGCGGCCCGGCCGGGUGGAGGUGCGCGUGCGCCGCAAGCGUCGCCUCUGGCUCGAGAUGACCGCCUUCUACGAGCGGCUCUACCUGCUGGCCUUCCCAGCGCUGUUCGUGCUGUUUCUGAUAGUGUUCGUCUCGUACUACCGGUGGACGCGGCACGUGCAGCUGGACUCGCUGAUGGAGAUCGUGGGGCGCGGGGAGAGCUUCUACCCGGGCUGCUGGUGCGCACGGGGCGACUCCUGGGCCGGCUGCAUGCCAGAGAGCGAGUACGAGAAGCUGAAGUGAGGGGUGGCCGACCACUGCCGAGCCGACCGUGUCGCCCUGCUGACAGGGGCCGACGAUUGCUGAUGGCCGAGGGCCCGGUGCCGGCGGCCGACAGCGGCACGUCUUCCUGGACUGCCGUCACCUUCCUGACGUAAAGUUGCGUGUGUGGCGCGUGCAGUGGUCGCUCCUUGGUACAAUCGCACGGCGUUAUGUUAAUCAUACGCUGCACGGAGCAGGGCGCUUCACGGCUGCAAUGCUGUCCAGAAAUCGUGCAACUAUUAGAUGGGGCAAACAAGCCCACUCGAACUCAACUAGCAGAGUCCAAGGCAAGUCCAAGACAAAGCUUUCAACAAGCUUUCAAGUCCAAGACGAGCAUGGUCAUGCAUUCAUGAAGCUUCAACACUGAUCCACUACUCAAUGCAUGGUGGUACGCUAUUGGGCUGGCUGCGAAAGCAGUGCGAACAUACUAAAUACAUUUCUACAUGACCC